Molecule: messenger RNA, 1632 nt
Organism: Mobula hypostoma (lesser devil ray)
Lineage: Eukaryota; Metazoa; Chordata; Chondrichthyes; Myliobatiformes; Myliobatidae
Product: transcription factor ETV7-like
Exons: 9
Coding region: 168-1388 (406 amino acids)
Biological process (GO): cell differentiation; regulation of transcription by RNA polymerase II
Cellular component (GO): nucleus
Molecular function (GO): sequence-specific DNA binding; DNA-binding transcription factor activity, RNA polymerase II-specific
Source: RefSeq, a predicted model, not a curated record
CCGGAAGAAUUGAGCUGCGGGCUAUGUGACUGUUUGGAGCCGGGGCUUUCGCUCUUUCUCCCCGCGAUUUUAAUGUGCCCGGGGUUACCCCGGGAGACCGCGGGGAGGCCACUAGGAGAACUUUAUAAAUAUUUUUGUUUCGCCUGGUUUAAACUGGCCGAAGGACCAUGACAAACUGUGAGCGAGCUCCCCGCCUCAAGGAGGAGCAAGAAUGCACCGUACCUGCCCACAGCUCAAUAAGGUCACCUACUUCAGCUCAGUCCCGACCUGCCCCUGCGGUCUACAGCUGCCCACAUGACUAUCUCAGCCACGUGCCUGGAAAACUGAAAAUGCCGCCAUCCCUCUGGAGUAAAGCUGAUGUGGCACAGUGGCUGAAAUGGGCGGAGAGAGAGUAUUCACUGCAUUCCAUCGAAGACAGCAAGUUCGAAAUGAAUGGAAAGGCACUUUGCCUGCUGACCAAGGACGACUUCCGAUACCGCUCUCCCAGCGCAGGAGAUGUAUUGUAUGAAAUACUUCAGAAGUUUAAUCACAACAGGAGCUUUGCACAAAGGAAUCCCUUCAUGAACCCACCUGCAGGACAGGCCAUGCACACCCCUCAUGUAAAUCUACACAGCAGCUUCGAAGGUAUCCCAGAACUUAGACCAAUAACCCCGUCACCCAGAUAUGUGUCCAGUAGUUCCCCCAUGUUCCACUGUCCCUCCUCGACAGUCCAGCCAUCUGUUGGAAUCACAAGUAACCUCUUCAUGGACGACAGAGAGAAGAGCAACACAGUGCCAAUGCAGAGGUUCCUGUUCCACACAGACUGCAGAGUGCCUCGAAUCGUGAAUGCCAUGGUGAGCCGGGCCCCGCUGAGCGCUGGGUUUUCACUGGCCCAGGGCUCCCCCAGUAAGGAGAACGGUGCCAACCCCAACAGGAGCCACCACUGGGAAGAGCCACUAAACCUCUCGAGCAGAUCAGAAGGGAUGAGGAAUCCUGGGAUGGGUCCAUUACUUCCAGCACCUCAAGGAACCGCUGAUGGGAAAAUUGCAGACUGUAGGCUGCUCUGGGAUUAUGUCUACCAGCUUCUCUCCGACAGUCGAUACCAAACCUACAUCAGGUGGGAAGAUAAGGAAUCAAAGGUUUUCCGUGUGGUCGACCCCAAUGGUCUGGCAAGUCUUUGGGGGAAUCACAAGAAUCGAGCAAAUAUGACUUAUGAGAAGAUGUCAAGAGCUUUGCGCCACUACUACAAGCUAAACAUUAUCAAGAAGGAACCAGGCCAGAAGCUGCUGUUCAGGUUCCUGAAGACUCCAGAAGAAAUCAUCCACAAACCUGACAGGUUGGAGCAACUGGAAGUUCAGGAACAGGAUGGAGCAGAUUUCAAAGAGGACACCUUCGAACUGUCACCAUGACGAUGACACAAAGACGGCACUUGGCAAAACUCCGUCACGCGUGACUGGCAUCUGUCAAUCAUGGACACAAACCAACUUCUUUCCCCCUCUCCAAUGGUACUAAUGUGAAGUUUACCCCCGCAAUAGGGGACAGUGAUUUUUGUUUAAUAUUAGCACUACAUUGCAUCUAUGCACUGGUAAAAUGUAAAUUAAAUUCAGAAACUUGCUGUCACAUUUCUGAAGGGAAAUGGUGAAUAAAUUCUUA